AUGGAAAAGUUCGUCCCAUCCGCCACCCAUGAAGUUGCUAUUGUCGAAGAUUUAACCGACAUACCGGACCACGCCUCUGAAAAACAUACCAAUUCGGAAGAAAUUGUCAUCGAUCCAUCGCAGGACGUGCUCCCAAUCACCGUCGAGGAGACUGAAAGUCGAGCGGUUCCCUCCACCCAAGACGUCUGUAUGUUGGACAAUACAAGGGAUGAGGAGGACCGCAAUAUUGGUACCAAGUUUGGUAAUUUUUACAUGUCAGUACCAAGUCUGGGGCUAGACGUUACAAAAAGAAACCCCCCGCACCUCCUUCUGCUAGCCCUGGCCCUAGCCCUCACCCUCCCGCCCGCCGCGCCGCAGCCGGCGCCGGGGUCGGCGGCGGAGCCGCAAGAGGACGACGCGCGGUGCCUCAAGGGCGUCAAGGCCGACCUCAGGGACCCCGAGGGCCGCCUCACCUCCUGGACCAGCAACACCUCGGCGGGCGCCGUCUGCGACUUCUCCGGCAUCUCCUGCUGGAACCCGCAGGAGUCGCGCAUCCUCGCCGUCUCCCUCUCCGGCUUCGGCCUCCAGGGCAAAAUCCCCCCCGCGCUCCAGUACUGCCGCUCCGCCAACACGCUCGACCUCUCCUCCAACGCGCUCGAGGGCCAGAUACCCCCCGCGCUCUGCGACUGGAUCCCCUUCGUCGUCAACCUCGACCUCUCCGGCAACCGCCUCACCGGCCCGCUCCCCUCCGAGCUCGCCAACUGCCGCUUCCUCAACUCGCUCAAGCUCAGCGACAACGCCUUCUCCGGCCAGAUCCCCGCCUCCCUCGCGUGCCUCGACCGCCUCAAGGCGCUCGACCUCUCCGGGAACCGCCUCGAGGGCCAGAUCCCGUCCCAGCUCGGCUCUGCCUUCUCCAAGGACUCCUUCUCUGGGAACUCGGGCCUCUGCGGCCACCCCGUGUCCUCGCGCUGCGGCAGCGGCCUUGGGGGCACCGGCCUCGGCAUCGUUAUUGCUGCCGGGGUCUUCGGCGCCGCCGCUUCGCUGCUCCUCGCCUUCUUCUUCUGGCGAUGCACCGGGAAGGGCAAGGUUGGCCGCCGCCGCCAGGGCCGCGGAGGAAGCGAGUCGGAGGUCACUGCGACUUAUCCAGAUCGGGCGCCGCCGCGCGUGAGGACGAAGGAGGUGCGGGGGGUUUCUGCAAAAAAAUGCCACGUCAGCAGCUGA
Messenger RNA from Aegilops tauschii subsp. strangulata, 1200 nucleotides. Its product is annotated as inactive LRR receptor-like serine/threonine-protein kinase BIR2. The record is from RefSeq and is a predicted model, not a curated record. Lineage: Eukaryota; Viridiplantae; Streptophyta; Magnoliopsida; Poales; Poaceae. Gene Ontology annotation, molecular function: protein binding.